AUGCAGUUAUGGCUACUUAUAACCUGUAUCGUCGUGUGUGGGAUUCUGAGUGCCCUGUUCUCAGGCCUCUCCCUCGGAAUAAUGAUGCUGGAUACGCUGCAGCUGAACCUGCUUAUCCUCGUGUCCGAAAAAGACAAGAAGGAGCUGAACAACGCCAAGAACGCCAGGAAGAUCCUCCCUCUUCGCAACAACACAAAUGAGAUCCUCGUUACCUUUAUAACAGCCAACGUUAUGGUGAACUCUGCUUUCAGUUUGCUCCUAGGCGAGCUGACCGACGGUGUUACGGCGUUCAUCAUUUCGACCCUGAUCAUUACAAUUUUCGGGGAGAUCAUUCCACAGUCCAUUUGUUCCAAACAUGGGUUGGCCAUUGGUGGCUUCUUCGCCCCCCUCAUUCACUGCCUUAAGUUUUGUCUCUUCAUCUUUGCCAAACCGACGAGCCUCAUCCUGGACCACUUCGUCGGAAAGAACGUGCUGAACACAUACAACAAGAAGCAGCUGAAGGCGCUGGUCGAUAUGCACAAAAGCGCAGCAGACAUUCUUCACGAGGACGAAGCCAAGAUUGUUGUGAGCGCCCUGGAAAUGUCCCAAUACAAGGUCAUGCAUAUUAUGACCGACAUAGACUACGUCUUUGGGAUAGACUACAACAGCUUCAUUAACUAUGAAACGAUAAAACGGAUUCUAAAUAGUGGGUUCUCCAGAAUACCUGUCCUGAACAGAUGCAACUCAGAAUGUGUUGUCGGCCUCAUCCACAUAAAGGACCUCAUCAACAUCUGGUUUGGCAUAAAUAAAAUAAUUUUCGACAACAACUCCUUAGUCCAGUGUAGAAAAAGGAGAAACACCAACAAACAUAAGUAUUACAAAAAGAGAUCCAGAACCGGCAUCUUUCACUUAAUUAAGCUAAAGUCGGAGAAAAUUAGAAUCGCUAAUAGAAUAUAUGCAUAUGAUGGGUCGAAGAUUCUUGGUCGUUGCGCUUCUUCCACAAAGGGGGGGAAGUCAGACAAGUGUGUUGACUUACCUCGUCGAACCAGUCAGUCGUCCACCACGUAUAGCAAACAUAAGAGGAAAGUACACGCAGGAGAACAUCCCUCAAGCCCAAAUCGAAGCAGCUACGAUACCGACACGGAAGAUGAUGAAAACGAUUGGGACAGCACCCUGGGGAAGGAAAACGGCGUGGGGGGUGCAGACCAUGGGGAGGAUGAACCCCACAACGGAGUGGAACUCGUCCACCUUAAAAGCAGCGACGAUGAGCACCUCAGCACGGACAGCGAAAUGCAGCCCCACCAGGAGGACUCCAACCCGCACGAGGUGAAAAUAAACAUCGACCAUAGCCCCCACGGGAGGGCAGCCAAUCAGACCAAGCAAAUGAAGCAAACCAAACAGACGGAACCGAGCGGAGAUCAAAUUGGAGGAAGAAGAAAAAAAAAAAAAAAAAAAGUUCAGAUUAACGUGGAGGGGAACAAAGGGGAGCAGCGCCUCGGAUGCAGCAGCUACUAUGAGAGCAUACACGGGAAAGCACAGCGACAAGGAGGUCAGCAGGAUGAGAUCGUUAACCCGUCCAAACUUCGAGACCGAAAGAGGAAGAAAAUUAAAAAGACCUACAAAAACCCGUACGAACACAAAAACAGGAACGUAAACUUCGUGGAGUUCCUGUCCGACCAGAUGAUGUUAAGUGGAGAGGAAGAUCAGGAGUCCUCUUCCCCCGAUGAGGUUGUAUUCACCGACAUUCAAAAAAAAAUAAAGUACUACAGUAGAAUGAAUAAGAAAGGAAGGGGAGAUGGAAAUUUCGUCGGUACGAAAGCUCUACAGGGUAAGCCUCGCACAGGGAAGAGCGGAAAUAGCGGCCCCAGUGCAAAGGGAUCACCCCCCAGUGGAGGUACCACCCAGGGGGGCGUACAAAAUGGGAAGAACCCUCCGAGCGGAAACACAAACAAACCAAACGAUGCAAACAAACAAAACGGUCUAAACGAUGCAAACAAACAAAACGGCCUAAACGAUCCAAACCAUCCGAAUGAUCCGAGCGAAUCAGACAGAGGCGGCGCUGCGCGCAGCAGCAUCAGCGACAUCGCCUCCAACCACGGACGAAACAGGUACAUCUCACAAAGCACCAUGAUAAAGGAAAAUCUCAAUAAAGAAAAAAACAUGCAACACAUUUUCCUGGACAUAAAAAAUUACAUUAGAAUUGCCCGAAACAAAGACAUAGAAAUCCCAGUGAAGUAUAUUUUAAAACAUAUUGGAAGGUAUAUCUACGGGGUAGACUACAAUGAGAGCAUCUUAUCUCUGCUCAGCUUUUUUAAAAGUGCCAGUAAUCAUAUCGUCGUGGUGAGAAAAGUCAUUUACGAUGAGAAUGCGGAUCCGAAGUAUGCCCACAUUGGAAUUAUCACCCUGGAGGAUGUCAUCGAAAUUUUGCUGCAGGAGGAGAUAACAGAUGAGUUUGACUUCCGCAGUGUUAAGAAGGGCACCAACAUCCCCUCGAACUUCGUCUGGAAAAAUUCGGACGAAUCGCUCGACAGGGGGAAGCACCAGGGAGAAACACCCCAAGGGAAACCACCCCAGGGUGCACUACCCCAAGGUGAAACAACCCAAGUUGAUCCUCUUCCAAAGAAGCCACUUUCCCCCCCAUCGUCACUGUCAUCCCUUUCGUCGCCGUCGUUGCUCUCAACGCACCAUUCCCAGCGAGCGAAGCCCACCAAGAAACACACGCUCAUGCCAUCCUGCAAACGGGAAGUCAUCACCUUCCUAAAGGAGAGCGUCUACUUCAAGUACAUCGACACGCAGCUAAUCAGUAAAUGCAUCAAAAGGAAGAAAAUAAAAACCGCUCAGAAAAAUGAAUACAUACUGAAGGAAAACACCUUCUUAAACUACGCAAUCAUCCUAAUGAAGGGACAUGUGAAAAAUAUAAAAAACGGAAAGAGUAAUGUCCACGCGAAUAAGUGCAUCAUUGCGUUGGAGGCCCUCGGCCCAUGCAACAUCAUCGAGCUGUUUAACAGUACCAUUGAAAAGAGAAUCAACGUUCUCAAAAAUUACGAAGAAGAAAAAAAAAAAAAAAAAUCCUUAUUCUUUAAAAGGAAAAGUUUCGACGACAAGAAGGACCCACUUCGUCACAAGUGGUCCUCCCUCUCCAAGGACAAGGGCGUCCACCCAAGAAUGGAACACAGCACUACAGGUAGCGGUCUGGGUAGCGCUAUCGGUAGCGCUACAGGCAGCACCAUGGGCAGUGGACUGCGUACUGGCCUCUCCAAUACGAACUCCAAUGUCAUUCACAAAAACAUCAACAUUCUAUUUAAGAAGUGGUACACCCAGCACGUCUACUUUAACAAGAGCACUUGCAUCGCAGAAACUCCCUGCGAGUACAUGAUCCUUUCCAAGAACGAAUACAUGGACAUGAUAAUUGAAUGCUACAGCAACAACAAGGUGGACGAAAUUAUUGAGGACAGCUGA
Molecule: messenger RNA, 3438 nt
Organism: Plasmodium coatneyi
Lineage: Eukaryota; Apicomplexa; Aconoidasida; Haemosporida; Plasmodiidae
Exons: 6
Coding region: 1-3438 (1145 amino acids)
Biological process (GO): magnesium ion homeostasis
Cellular component (GO): intracellular membrane-bounded organelle
Source: RefSeq, a predicted model, not a curated record